UAAUCAGCCAAAUCAUAAAAUCGAACGGUCCAAAGAGAAGUCCGUAAAGAAAUCACUAUCUUGUGCUUCUUGCUUCUUGCCGCCGGUGCCGAGCUCUUCUGCUGCUCUAUUUAGGCCGAGGACCUCCAUCUCCUCUCCUGUAAUCAUCCCCUACCAAAAAAAAUAAAAAAUAAAACCCUAGAUCUAGAAAUGGCGAAGGAUCGGAACGGAUCGAUACCAGAAGAAGAGGAGAAGGAGGACGACGGCCGAGGCGACGAGCCGUCCUCGAGAAGAGAUCGAGAUCGCCACAAGAAAUCCAAGAGGAAGAAGGACAAGAGCAGCAGCGACGAUGAUUCCAGCGAUUCCGGCGACGAUAAGGUCCGAGCAAAGAAGAAGAGGAGGAGCCGGAGCUCGAGGAGAGGCUCCCGUCGGAGGGGUCGUGGCUCGGAGAGUGGUUCCGGAGACGAUGAUUCCUCUUCUUCUGAUUCGUAUUCGGAUUACUCGGAGAGCGAGGAUUCUGGGGGAGAGUCGGAGUCGGAGAGCUCUUAUUCGGACUCAGAGGAGAGCGAGGGGGAGGCGAGGCGGCGAAGGAGGAAGGAGAGGAGGAGAAGGGAGAGGGAGAGGGAGAAGAGGUGGAGGAAAGAGAGGGAGAGGGAAAAGAAGAGGAAGAGGGAGAAGGAGGAGAGGAGGAGGAGGAAGAAAGAUAAGAAGAAGAAGAAGAAAGAGAAAGAAGGGGCCAUGAGGGGGGCGGUCACCAAUUCGUGGGGGAAGUAUGGUAUCAUCAAGGAAAUCGAUAUGUGGAAUAAACGGCCAGAAUUUACUGCAUGGUUAGCAGAAGUGAAGCAGGUGAAUUUGGAAACAUUAUCGAACUGGGAAGAGAAGAAAAUGUUCAAAGAAUUUAUGGAGGAUUAUAAUACUGCUACAUUUCCAUCCAAAAAAUACUAUGAUUUAGAUGCCCAUCAUCGACGUACGAUGGAAAAAGAAAAGAAAAAAGGUUUAAAGAAAGUCCAAGAAACGGAGCGUACAAUUUUUGAUGAUGAAGAACAACGUCGACAAGAAUUGCUGAGAGAGCGUGAAAGACAGAAGGAGGAACAGGUGGAGGCUUUAAAGUGCUCAAUGCAAAGCGGAAUGGCUCAAGCAAUGAAGGAGCAGGCUCGUUUGAGGGAAGAAAUGAUGUAUCAGUACAGGCUGGGAAACUUUGAGGCUGCGGCUGCAAUCCAAAGAAGAUUAGAUCCAGAUGCUGCUGCAUAAGAUGUUAGAUCUACAAUGGACUUGGACCUAUCUUGCUUAAUUCAUGUUGAAUGCUGUUUUGUAAUCAGGGUUAACAAUUAACUUAUGCUAAUAUAGGAUAAUCCUUCAUAUUCAGUUUUAAGUAAAUUUGUUGCUGUUUUGUAAUUAGGGUUAGCAGUUAACUUAUGCUAAAUAUAGGAUAAUCCUUCAUAUUCGGUUUUAGAAAAUUUGUUACUUUUUUUU
Elaeis guineensis (African oil palm) is the source of this 1452-nucleotide messenger RNA. RefSeq lists its product as uncharacterized. NCBI's taxonomy places the organism in Eukaryota, Viridiplantae, Streptophyta, Magnoliopsida, Arecales, Arecaceae. The record is from RefSeq and is a predicted model, not a curated record.